This is a messenger RNA of Polyodon spathula (Mississippi paddlefish), 1965 nucleotides long. Its product is annotated as translocon-associated protein subunit alpha-like. Gene Ontology annotation, cellular component: endoplasmic reticulum membrane; endoplasmic reticulum. NCBI's taxonomy places the organism in Eukaryota, Metazoa, Chordata, Actinopteri, Acipenseriformes, Polyodontidae. The record is from RefSeq and is a predicted model, not a curated record. The transcript is spliced from 9 exons. The coding region runs from base 66 to 926 and encodes 286 amino acids.
UGCCUACUUUCUUCAGCUACAGAAUACAGUACGAGUCGACUUUAUUGCUCCACAUAGCUGGUAAAAUGUUUCAAAUGGGACCAAAAGUCAUCUUAUUGCUUCUCCUUGCUUUCCCGGUUGCCCUCAUCGGCUCAAUAGGGACAGUAUCUGCUCAGGAACAAGACGAGGAUGUGGCCCCAGACUCUACUGUGGAGGAGGAAGAUGAGGAGGAGGAGGAUGAGGAGGCAAUGACGGCUGAAGCCAGCGCCACAGAAACAGAGAAUGAGGACCUAGAAGAUGACUCUGCCCCAGCAGAAGCUACCUCCCAUCCCGAUGCUGACACCACUAUCGUCUUUGUGACUGGGGAAGAGUUCCCAGCCAAUCAGAUUGUGAAGUUCCUGGUGGGCCUCACCAAUAAGGGCAGCGAAGACUUCACUGUGCAGUCACUGGAAGCUUCCUUCCGCUACCCCCAGGAUUUCCAGUUCUACAUCCAGAACUUCACAGCCCUGCCUCUGAGCACUGUGGUGCAGCCAGAGAAACAAGCCACCUUUGAGUACUCCUUCAUCCCUGCCGAGCCCAUGGCUGGACGCGCCUUUGGACUGGUCAUCGAGCUCCACUACCAGGACAGCAAUGGAAAUGUGUACCAAGAUGCCGUCUUCAAUCAGACUGUCACUAUCGUCGAGCUGGACCAGGGGCUGGAUGGAGAAACCGUGUUCCUGUACGUGUUCCUCACUGGACUUGUGAUGUUGGUUCUCGUUGGAAUUUACCAGGUUCUGGAAUCACGAACGCGGAAGAGGUCAGCGGUGAAGGUGGAGACGGGCACAGGGACCAUGAAUGACGUGGAUAUCAGCUGGAUUCCACAGGAGACUCUCAAUGUCAUGAACAGGGCAUCCCCGAAAGCUUCUCCCAGGAAACGUACCAAGAGAGCAGCCGGCACUGACCAGUAAGCAUCCCUCCCUCCGCGGGACCUAGGGUGUGGAGGCAGACGCCCCUGAACCCAGAGUCUAUCCACACUCCCCUCAUGGGACUUCAUCUCCAGAACUCUGUGGACAGAGCUCCAGCCUGCACAGCACCAGCAGCUCUCUCAUGUUCUUAUUUUCAAUUGAGACACACAGUCUGUGCGUACAAGGGGUAUUGAUUGAUAGCUGGCAAAUCCCUUGAGCUGUACUGUACAGGCACGUCAAUUUAAAACUCUCAUAACAAUCCUAGAAACUAGAGACAAAGGUAUCGUGAAACUCAUUGGUGGAAGCAGAUUUUCUGUUUGAUUUCGUAAAGCUUCCCUCUGUGGGCUAGAUUUAUUAAGCUUGUUUUCAUGUUUUUCCAUUUGGUGUGUUUUUUUUUUUUUUACUGGUAUGAAACACCUUUGGCGCAUGCAGAAACCUCAAAAUUAACAUCGAGGUUUCUAGCAGUGAAACAAAAGAAAUGCUCACAAAGGGAAGCACUGAAAACCAGUGUAAUAAAUCUGGCCCUUCUUGCUAAGGAUCUGCUCUGGAAUAAGAUUGCCAUGUGUGGUCAGACCCUUUCAAUUCUGACCUGAACAUUCCACUGUACAUUAUAGACACACACACACACGCGCGCGCACACACACACACACACACUGUUACACACACGGCUGGCAAUAUGUCCCUUGAUUGGAAGUCAUUGUCCUGUGUGUUUGUUCUUUUCUUUGGUUUGAUAUUUUAAUUAGAUCUGCAACAGCAGUUUUUUUUUUUUUUAACAAAAAAAACAAAAACAGCCUGUAUUGCCAGCCAUCAUUAGACCUUCAGUCUAUCUGUAGCGCUGUUACAGAGGAGGCAGCUAUACACACUGUAAAUACUGGUUAUGUUGCUGUUACACUAGGCUAUAGAGUCCUGAACGUCACAUUACAGAUGGCCUGGACUGGUCAGUCUGAUUGACAGACUUACCCAACAAAACCAUGUGAGAUCUGUGCUUUAUAAAGUACCUGAGUCCAAAGUGAGUCUGGAUCAAUAAAGAACUGUGAUUUCA